Messenger RNA from Triplophysa rosa, 8450 nucleotides. RefSeq names its product zinc finger MYM-type protein 4. Gene Ontology annotation, molecular function: zinc ion binding; DNA binding. The transcript has 34 exons. The record is from RefSeq and is a predicted model, not a curated record. NCBI's taxonomy places the organism in Eukaryota, Metazoa, Chordata, Actinopteri, Cypriniformes, Nemacheilidae. The coding region runs from base 298 to 6078 and encodes 1926 amino acids.
CCAGUAGGAGGUCGAUUCCCGUUGUGGCUUUUGUGAAAGGCUUUGUACGUACAACACAAAAGUGAAGAUUUUAGGACGUAAAACAAAUUGAUAUUACGCAUGCGAGUCCCUGUUUGACAGUCGUUCUUUAUUUCUUCAGGUGGUCUGUCGGGGCGGCCUUGUGUUAUAUCGCAUUCACAUCCAGGGAACCGGAAAUACGUCACGUUGCUCCAUUAUCCCUGUCGCAGAAGAAGGAAUUUUGCCUCCAAAACACUGUAGCUUUUACUCCCCAAGUCAGCACUAGUGGAUUUGGAGUAGAUGGACGAAUCAUCAGAAUUGGAGGUUCAAACAUCGAACGAUCAGGGUGUGGGAAGCAGUGCUCCAUCUGAUGCUCGCAUGGAUGAGGAGCUUGAUGGACUUCCUGUCUUUGGGACAGAUGACGAUGACUGGGAAAUGGACAGUACCUUCAGUCAGAGGGUGUUCUCUCAGUUAGACAGAAACAGUGAUGAUGAGGAUAAAAAUGACAGCCGAGAUGGAGCGCCAACUACUGUUGCAAAUGCAGACGAAAACAGUUCCUCUACCAUUGGAUCAUCAGAAGUGGAUGAAGAGAGAACAAAAGUUUCUGAGGAAAAUCCUCUCACCCCUUCAUCUGACGCCAUUAUAGAUAUCCCGGAAACGCAGUCACAAGUUGAUACUAGGACACCGCAAAGAGAUGCCAAUUUACAGAAAGAGCCUCCCGGGCAAGAUAAAGAAACGCAUUUCCCACCUGUUAUACAAAUUAAGGAUGAACCUAUAGAUGAGGAUUAUGAUAAAGCAUUAAUACCGCAGUCUGACACCAGCAAUGUUAAACAGGAGAUUACUGAGAAUGAGGCGACCUCUCUGUCAGAUGAGCUGAGGAUAAGCUCUGUGUUCUCUGUUAGUGGAAACAACAGCGAUGCAGUUUCAGCUCCAGUGGCGACCGUCCAGCAGUCAUCAUUCCCGGUGAUGUCCCAGUCUACUUCACUCAGAGGGACUUUAAUUCUGCCAACCCAAGCCCAACCUCAGUUUCAACUGCGUAUACAGCCCAGGCCCCAAAUGCAACCUCAAAUCCGGACGCAGACGGCAAUACUGUCUCAUGCUCCCAUCCAACCCCCUGCCCCCUCUGUCCAUGCUCCCCCGCCAGCAGUGAGGAUCUGCUGUUCCGGUUGCUCUAAAAUCCUGCAGAAGGGUCAAACUGCCUUCCAGCGGAAAGGCUCCAACCAGCUGUUUUGCUCCACGGUCUGCCUGACCAGUUUCAGUUUACCCUCCGUUCAGUUUACCCCCAUUAUCGCUCCCAGGAAAACCUGCAACCUCUGCCUUAAGGUAAUUGUAAAUCUGAAGGACCUGAUAACCAUCCCCGUGGGCUCUAUGAAUACACUAAAGGAAUUCUGCAGCCUUGCUUGUCUAAAUAUUUAUAAAGACAGAUAUGAAAACGCGCCUCCGGAUAUGUUCACACAAUGCAACGUGUGUAAGCUGGUCAGAGAGAUUCAGCAUGAAGUUACUCAUCUGGGUGUUGUGCACAAGCUGUGCAGCGAUGAAUGCUUUGCGCGCUUCCGAUCUUCCAGAAAUCUCUACAUGAGCUACUGCGAGAACUGUGGCAACUGUAACGCUUCGGGAAACUAUCAUCUUGUUCAGAUAGAGGACGGUAUUAAAAAGUUCUGCACCACUGACUGUAUCACUACUUUCAAACAGAAGAGUGGCAAGAGGCUUUCUUGUCCCUAUUGCCAAGAGUUCAAAAAUGUAGAUCAAAUGAUCGAUGGCACAAACAUACAGGGUGUCACAGAGUUCUUCUGCUCCCAAAGAUGUGUGGCCUUGAGUCAAGCGUCUCCCAGUCUGACAGGCACCUCUUUCCCCUGCACAAGCUGCAAGAAGUUAGCCAUUCCUCAGUAUCACCUCGCCAUCGCUGACGGAUCCAUCAGGAACUUCUGUUCAUUAGAUUGUGUCGGCAAAUUUCAGGACAAGAUGAACACAUCUGUACCUCAUAACCAGAUAAACGGGAACUCGCAUGGCGCUCAAAACGCACCAUCGGAGCAACCUACAGUGCAACACGCGCCCACCCAGACCUCUUCAUCUAAUUUGUCUGGCCAGAGUCAAAAUUCAGUUCCAUCUCAUGCGCCAGCUCCAGGUCCAGUUAACUCGCAAGAAACCGUGCAGAAAGCAACUAAGUCGAUCCCAAGCGCUUACAAAAAGGAACUUGAGUGCAUGCAGUGCCGUGUUCUGUUCCAAGACAAACCUCAGGUCUUUCAAUGUAAGGGUCUGUCAGGGGCGUUCUGCACUCGAGCGUGUUGUGACGCUUAUAAGAGAGAGCAUAAUGUGACAGCUUUUUGCGAGUAUUGCAAACAGGAAAAGGUGGUCAAAGACGCCAUCACUUAUGAAAAGCAGCUCCGAUAUUUUUGUUGCGAAGGCUGUAAACUGCUUUUUAAGCAUGACCUUACCAAACGGCAAGGAGUUCAGUUCAGGUUUUGCGCCUACUGUCAAAACAUGACACACAAAACCGUACAGAACUUUUUCGGAGGCAAGCUGGAGGAGUUUUGCACAGAAGACUGCAUGUCUCAGUACACGGUGCUCUUUUAUGAGAUGGCCAAAUGUUACAACUGUAAACAGCAGGGCCCGCUGAAGGAAAGCCUUGUCUUAUAUGGAUCCAAAAAACAUUUCUGUAAUAUGAAUUGUUUGAGGAAUUUCUGCUCAAGAACCCUGAUGUAUCGUCAGUCUAGGAACAGUACUCUGACUAAUUUGACUACGGUACAAGCUCCGUUAUCCAUUUCAAAGGACAUGCCUGUUAUUGGUGGUGUGGUGUCACUGGCCUCAACGUUACCUGGAAACACUGCUGUUACAGGAGCUCUCCCUACCUCGAACGCCAACUCCAAAAACAUCGGUGAAGCCAGCACACAGACCGAUGCUGCAGUGCCCGGUACUCCACAUCGCAGGACGUUGAAGAAUAAAGCUCUCAUGUGCCGACCCAUCACUGAAGAACAAGGGGUCCAGUGUCAGCGAGAUCCUCCAACAGCUCGACCUCUGUCUGAAACAGUGAUUGAUGAAAAUGGAGAAAAAGUGAGGUUGGUGCCAUUCCCGGUGCCCAUUCCAGUGCCAGUUUACAUUCCCGUGCCAAUGCAUCUGUACACUCAGUACACACCGUUUCCACUGGGACUUCCUCUACCUGUGCCUGUACCUGUAGUCAUACCUGGAUCCCAAGAUGCAGAUGAACCAGAGGAGCGUAAAACCAGCCUGCCCGCUCAGAGCUCGAUGGAGGACGAUGAGGGUGAUAAGGGAAAAGGCAAGCCUGUGUCACAUGACCAGGGCAGCACGUACAGUGGAGAUCUGGAGUCCGAGGCCACAUCAACACCCUUCAGCUGGGCAGAGAAUGAGGAACCCGGGGUCAGCGGGAAACAAUUGGUCCCAUCAUCAGAAUUAGAGGAUCCACAAGUAGCGGCAUCAACUGUAUCACCAGAACAUCCGGAUUUGGAAGAUGACUUUCCCCGUGCAUUAGUUGACCCAGGAUCAGCUAAAGAGAGCAGACUGGUAUUGACGUUGAAGCGACGCAGGAAGGGCAGAGACAGCUGUCCUGCCAAAAAAAGGGCGGCGGAGACGGCAACUGAAGGACUCGUGGACUGUAAGGACGCAGAUGAGAAGCAAACAAAAACUUUUGUUGACUCUGCGUGCCAAACUUCAAGACCACUCACUGGAAGGUCCCAUCCCAAUCUCAAGAUCACUUCUCCUUCAAAGCAGCAGCUAAAGUACUUAAUGAAUCAGAGUCGAGGCCGGCCCGAUCGAUACGGUUGUUUGCUGUUACGGGCAGUCUUACCCAAACAGCUCUAUGCAGAGUGGGUGUCCACCACCAACUGGGAUGGGGCAAGGGGCAAACUAGCGUUGCCUGUCAACUUAAGGCACUUUAUCAUCAAAACCGUUUCGGAGAAAUUCCCCAGCUUAACCAGCGGUGACCGAAAGCGCAUCAAAGACAGAAUCAACGAGUUCUUACGCUCUCCAAGAAUUGGUGUUGGACGUGGACGUUUACAGUCUAAUUCAAAGGCAGUGGAGACGAUAACAGAGGCGGUAGAGACGAUAACAGAAGAGUCGAUGACUCAACCGGACUUUGAAGAUGUAGAAAUGAAGAAAAUAAGGUCUUCUGUCAACUCCCCAGGCAACACUUCAACAGCACCAGUUGUACGAUGCCAUCCCCAUCUCAAGUUCAAUUCUCCUUCGAUGGUGCAGCGGAAGAUUCUAAUGAAUCAGAGUCGAGGCCGGCCCGAUCGAUAUGGUUGUUUGCUGUUUCGUGCUGUCUUACCCAAACAUCUCUAUGCAGAGUGGGCGUCGACCACCAACUGGGAUGGGGCAAGGGGCAAACUAGCAUUGCCUGUCAACUUAAGGCACUUUAUCAUCAAAACCGCUUUGGAGAAAUUCCCCAGCUUAACCAGCAGUGACCGAAAGCGCAUCAAAGACAGAAUCAAUGAGUUCUUACGCUCUCCAAGAAUUGGUGUUGGACGUGGACGUUUACAGUCUAAUUCAAAGGCAGCGAUGACGACAACAGAGGCUGCUGAGAUGACAACAGUGGCUGUGGAGACGAUAACAGAGCAGACUGAGACUAUAACAGAGGAGACUGGGACAACAACAGAGGUGCCGGAUGCUACAACAGAGGCACCGGAGACAACAACAGAGGCGCCAAGGACUCAGCUGGACUGUGAGGACACGGAUGAAAAGCAAAAAACGUCUUCUGACGACUCCCUAGGACAAUAUUUAAUAACACCAAUAUUAUGCCAUCCCAAUUUUGAGAUCACUUCUCCUUCGAAGAAGCAGUUGAAGAGGUUAAUGAUUCAGAGUCGUGGCCGGGCCGAUCGAUACGGUUGCUUGCUGUUUCGUGCCGUCUUACCUGAAAAGCUCUAUGCAGUGUGGGCGUUGACCACCAACUGGAAUGGGGCAAGGGGCAAAUAUGCGUUGCCUUUGAAUCUAAGACAAUUUAUCAUUGAAAGCGUUUGCCAAAAGUUUCCCAACUUGACCAGAGUUGAUCGAAAGCACAUCAAGGACAGAAUCAACGAGUUCUUACGCUCCCCAAGAAAUGGUGUUGGAACAGAAAGUUUGCGUUCUAAGGGCCGUAAGCGAUCUGGAACGGACACGUCGAGCAGCGUUUGGCUUAGCACCUCCAGCUCAAAGCUUAACCAAGUGUACGGAGUCACAGCCUGGACCAGCUGGGUAAAAUCUAAAAAAGGACCGACAUCGGACGAAGGCGAGCAACAGUCCCCGGGCCGCAUGGUUAUGAAGGAGGAUGUGUUACAGUGCAGUUCUGCAGAACUCGGUUACGGUUUGUGCCGUUUCAUCAAGGAGGUCCGCAGGCCGAACGGCAAGGUUUAUGAACCCGAUAGCGUCUACUACCUGUGCCUGGGCAUUCAGCAGUGUCUGCUCGAAAAGGGGCGUCUUGAGAAUAUCUUCACCGAUUCGCUCUAUAUUGAGUUCAUCAGCGAGAUCACCACGCUGCUGAAAGACUGGGCCAAUACUUUGCCACUUGGGGGCUAUAUGAAUUCACGGGUUGAAGAGGAAUACCUUUGGGAAUGUAAGCAGUUGGGAGCCCUGUCUCCUAUCGUCCUGCUCAACACGCUGCUGUUUUUCGGAGCCAAAAUCUUAAACCUCAAAACGGUUGAACAGCAUCAACGCCUCACGUUCUCCAAUGUCACCCAGUGUUCAAAGACCAUCAAAAAUGGCGUGACCUCUUAUCUUAGAUUCAAACUACCUAACAAAGAGGAAUCCACAGAAAAGAGAGCAGCUGUUAAAAGGAAACGGGAGGAGGAGACGGUGGACGAGCAGUUCAUGGAGAUGCCCGAGAACUCAGAGAACCCUUUACGCUGUCCUGUUAGACUCUACCAGUUCUAUCUCUCUAAAUGCUCAGACACCGUGAAACAGCGUCCAGAUCUGUUCUACCUGCAGCCCGAGACCUCCUGCCAUCCCAGCAGCCCUGUGUGGUACUCGGCUCAGCCUUUGGACACUGCGAUGAUGGAGGGCAUGCUCACACGCAUCGUAGUUGUACGAGACAUUCACCUGGACUCUACGCAGCAAAAAUAUCCGGACUCUUCAGAUGAAGAGAGUUCUCAAUGAGAACCCAAAAUCAUGGAUCUUCACUCGUAAACCAAUCAUGAGACAUUUUUUGACACCUACAUAUUUUUUAGAACUCGAAGGCACAGGGAAUGUCCUGACUUUUUAGGUUAAAACCAUUGUACACAUCCUUUCCCACUGUGUACACGCACUCAACAGACAUUCCUCGAAGUCAUUGUCUCGCUCUAUCAUGAACUUUACGGAUAACUACACGAGAAUUCAGAGGAACAAUUCGGAGGAAAACUGUUUGAUUUUUAAUUAUUUGUCACUAGACAACAUUUCUCAAUAUUUAGAAUUAUAUAGUGGGAAGCUUUUUAUGUUUGAACGUUCAUCUUGUCAUGAUUGUUGGUAACCUUUGGAAAUAUAUUUGAAUUCUCAAACGUACGAUUGAGUUGUUUCUAGAUUUGUAUGGGAUGUCUGUGUUGCUAACAUGGUGUCGGUGUUAAAAAGCUGCUUUUUUGAGAAGGCAAACAGUGGCCGUUUCUCAAUAUGCGUUCUUCAGCGGUCUUGUGUCCUCCUGUUCUCGCUCUACGUCAUCAAUAACCGUCAGUCUUUUCCAAUACUCAAGAACAGAGAACGCAUGAAAGUACCCGGAUGUGUUCUCGAUAUCAAGGAUGCAUCGAAUGCAGCCUUGCGUGCCUACAGCACCCGCUUGAAGUCCCAGAAGUCACUGUGGCGCAUCCAUCCAAGUUCGUUCUUCCCAGGCUGCUUCGCAAGACCAGUCUCCACGAGAACACAAGUCAGUUCUUUGGGCGUUUCUCAAUUCCAAGAACGCAAAGUCACAGCAGUCGAAUUGAAACGCCUACAACAACUUGUAACCUCCUCUGAUUUCACUAGCAUUAGCAUAUCAAUUUAAAAACGCAUUAAUAACGCCCUCGGAUAGCUGUGUAGUUCUUAAGAAGUGUUUAAAUAAAAAGUCUUGUAGCGAUUUAUUGUAACACCUCGAUUGGCCUUUGUAAGUUCAUAUCUCGGAAAAGAUGCAUUCAUUAAGGUGUUUCAGGUGGAUUCCAAGUGUCGCACCUCAGUCAACAGAGGGCACUCCUGCUUUGUUAGUUCAAGUGAUGGGACCUUGACAAGGCAACAAUGGUGACUCAUAUAAGCAAUGUUGAGCCACAUGAUUAUGCUGAUAUUUGCAGAGAUAGAUGCAGCGCCAGCCUACGAUGUAAAGCCAAUUGUCAUUCGCUACCAUGGUAACAGAGACGAGAGCCGUUGCUUGUGCUUCACACUGGAUUCUAAAUGUGCUGCUGUUGAGAAUCAUGCAACUCGGAUAUGAAAUGCACUUGUGCAUCAGAGUUGUCCAGAACAGUGUAACUGAACCUGAACGUCCCCCAUCAGCACCACUCAUUUACCUUGCAGCGCUAACGUUAGCAAGCUAAUGUAGGGAUCGAAAAUAUAAGACAGACGGUUAAACUAUUUGUCUGCAGUUGUAAUGGCGUUCGUUUUCUGAUCUCCGCAUCUUUUACUGUAAUUUGUAAAUGUACAAUCGUUCAUGAUGGACUGAGAGAGCGAAUAUCUCGGGGACACAUCACGUUUUUGUUGGCUGUUCAAAAGAGAGUGUGGGUGUGCUCCAGGCAGAUGAGGUGUGAUUUGAGAGGGUUCGAGAGUGUGUGGGAGAGACGAGUACAACAAAGACACAAUCUGGCAUUACAUGACUGGUUCGGACAAUACUUACAUGGUAUUAUACUAACAUUCUAAAUGAUGCCAAAACAGUCACUUUUUUAACCAUAUAGUAUAUGUUUCUACUUCAAUUUAAAUAAGAGUUUAAAUUAUUGGCAAAUGCAGAUACUGUCUGAUGAAAAUCUAAGCCGUCUUAUUAGAGGUCGUUCCAAAUUGAGAUAAAAUGACUGAAAGGAAAUGAAAUGAGUGAGGCAAAAAAGUCCUAAGCUCCUGAUAAGUGCUAAAGCCCUGAAGCAGCCUUAAAACUCAAGGGAGGGAGCUGUGAGAGGAGGGAGAGAGAGAGAGAGAGAGAGAGAGAGAGAGCUGCCGUUGCUGCUGAAAUAAGAGGCUAUUUAUCAAACCAACAGUGUUUCUGUGUGAGGAAGGACAAGGCUGAGAGCUGAAAGAUAAUGCUGGAAUACAGACUUGAUGCUUGGAUUCCUGAGCAGCCUUCACACCUGGACCACCAGUGCAUGAGGGACCGGGACCGUCCAUCUGUCAUGCCUGCGAUGCUAUGAAUGCUUAAGUUACGUGAAUGCUUACCAACAUGAAGAAGCGAUGCAAAAAGAACACGGAGAGGUGUAAUGUCAUGUUUGUAUGAGGAAAAAAUUGAAACCGAACAGUAUCCCAUUAAUUAAGACCUGGUGCACAUGCUCCGGCAACGUCGCAUGAUAUACUUCUGGAGGAUUGUAUUGGAGGUCUUUUAAAAUCCACUGUCA